AUGGCAGGGAUAAUAUUUUUAAGUGCUGUUAAUUUGUUCAAGAUUACAUCUGAAAUUCAGUUAGAUCUCUUUAUUCAAGUUAAUUCCUAUCUAUCUAUCUAUCUAUCUAUCUAUCUAUCUAUCUAUCUGUGUGUUUCUCUCUCCCACCUCUGUCUCUCUCUCUUUCUAUUUAUGUAUACUUCUACGUGCAUUCAUAUAGAUCAUAGCUUGUUUGAAUCUAUCUAUCUAUCUAUCUAUCUAUCUAUCUAUCUAUCUAUCUAUCUAUCUAUCACAGUCUGUUCAUAUCUAUCUAUCUAUCUAUCUAUCUAUCUAUCUAUCUAUCUAUCUACUAAUGAAAAUGGAUUUCGCUGCUUUGAAUCUAUCUAUCUAUCUAUCUAUCUAUCUAUCUAUCUAUCUAUCUAUCUAUCUAUCACGCUCUCGUCUGUUCAUAUCUAUCUAUCUAUCUAUCUAUCUAUCUAUCUAUCUAUCUAUCUAUCUAUCUAUCUAUCUAUCUAUCUUUCUAUCUAUAUAUCAACAAAGUGGCAAUGGAAAUUUCCUGGCCUGACUCAACUCUCAAAUUCUAUACAAAAUUCACAUAAUCAAAGGCUUUACAUGAGGCUUCUUGUUCAGAAUGACAAACUUUCAACAUUCUCUAGUAAUGCACAUUCUUUUUGCAUGUUUUUCCUCAAUUUGUAUAUAACAUCUAUCUAUCUAUCUAUCUAUCUAUCUAUCUAUCUAUCUAUAUGA
Molecule: messenger RNA, 726 nt
Organism: Acanthosepion pharaonis
Lineage: Eukaryota; Metazoa; Mollusca; Cephalopoda; Sepiida; Sepiidae
Source: the annotation of a GenBank genome assembly